Molecule: messenger RNA, 788 nt
Organism: Trematosphaeria pertusa
Lineage: Eukaryota; Fungi; Ascomycota; Dothideomycetes; Pleosporales; Trematosphaeriaceae
Exons: 2
Coding region: 142-624 (160 amino acids)
Source: RefSeq, a predicted model, not a curated record
ACGGUGCCAUGUAUCGAGGAGGCAAGAGAAAAGAAAUAUAUCCGACCUACUGCACGACAAUAGCUAUCACUACAAACACUCCUCUUGUCCCUAUUACUACAUUACCAUCCCACUUUGCAAUGCUCACUAAGUCGCCAUAGAAUGUGGGUUAUGGUCGGGGCUAACAAUAGUCGAAUUCAGCAAGACAUCCCAACACAACAGCGAGGACCCCUAGGCCCCCACUCCGCUGCUAAGGCUAAUUACCACACAUCAAACAGCCAUUCUGCAUCCCCAUCCACAUCCCCGCCAGCAUGUACAUCGGCGCCCACACUCUUCCUUCUCCACACGCCCACGCAUCCCUCCUCAUUGGCGCGAAACGCCACUUCCCCCUCCUCUUCUCUUGCUUCAUCUCCUCCGUCGCAUUACGUAGCUGAUUCUGCUCCCACCAACCUACAUCCCACUCCCAGCGCGGGCGGUACAGGACAACGAGCUUACACAACCGCUCUCUUGCAAGCCGAAUUGCCUGCUCAAGGAUGUGGGACGCUGCCUUGGGUCUCGGUUCUGCUCCCGUUUGCUUUUCCCGCGCAGACGUUAUGCUUGUGGCAACACCGUGCCACCAGGUGUAGAAGGUGCAGCUGGGAGUGACAGCAAAUGCGGCGGUUUGACGACGCUUGACAAUGCUGGCAGUGGCGAUGUCGGUGGUGGUAGUGGUAGUGGUAGCAGUAGCAUUGGAGCCCGCUAUAGUAUGGUGUCCUUAGCUGAAGGCCUCGUCCCAAGACUACGGAUUGACUGACUGCGUGGUGGACUAA